AUGGCUCAGGCCUACCCCCCGGCCUACAUGCAGCAAGCCAACAAGGGAACUCUAGUUCCUGGGCAAACCAUUUCUGUCAACAAGUACACUGUUCAGGUUGAGCGCUACCUGAGCCAAGGAGGGUUUGCACAUGUCUAUCUCGUGCGUACCGCGACACCGGUUUUCAAUACGACUCACCAUGUCCUCAAACGUAUCGCCGUUCCGUCGGAGGCCAUGCUCACCGAGGUCAAGAAGGAGGUGGACAUCAUGAGAAUACUCAAAGGACAUCCUAACAUCGUAUACUUGAUCGACGCCGCGUGGCAUCGCCUGUCAAAUGGGACGUAUGAGGUCUUCAUCCUCAUGGAAUUCUGCUCUGGCGGUGGAAUUAUCGACAUGAUGAAUCGUCGCCUUCGUGAAAGACUUACUGAGCCAGAGAUUCUGACCAUCUUCUGUGAUGUCUGCGAAGGUCUUGCUGCGAUGCACGCGCUCAAACCCCCACUCCUCCAUCGCGACCUCAAGGUAGAGAAUAUCCUACAAUCCUCUGCGACACUUUAUAAACUGUGUGACUUUGGGAGUACAACCCCAGUACAGAAGAUCCCCUCGAACACGCAAGAAAUGAGGAUGCUUGAAGCCGACCUGAAUCGACACACGACGUUGCAAUAUCGGGCUCCGGAGAUGGUUGAUGUCUACCAGAGGCGUCCUGUCGACGAGAAGAGCGAUGUGUGGGCCCUAGGGGUCCUGUUGUACAAGCUGUGCUAUUAUACUACACCAUUUGAGGAGCACGGCCCGUUGGCUAUUCUCAAUGUGCAGUAUAAGAUCCCGCCGUAUCCCGUGUAUUCUAACGAUAUGAAUUCUUUAAUUGCCUCAAUGCUACGUGAACAUGGUUCUCAGCGACCUACAGUAUUCGAGAUCCUCGCUCAUGUCCACAAACUUCGCGGCACAAAGUCUCGUUUUUCAUACAGUAUCCCUCUCAGAGAACCUGCACUUUCAUCUCGCACCAUCGCAUCGCCAUCACUGCAGAAUCGAUCACCCAAUCUCAUUCCCCCAACUCAGCAAAACGCCAGUUCUCUCGAGAACCUGGUAUCGUAUAAGUCGUCGCAACCCCUGGUCUCAUCUGUAAAGACACCCGGGAUCGAAGCGCGUGACAAAGUGCUGGAAGCGAUUGCGCCUAUGCGUCGGGGGCGACCAACCCCUUCUCCUGCUAUGCCGUCUCCCCCUGCCAGUCCGAAGAAAGAGCGGACAUUUGGAUUAGACGCUAAAUUCAGUGCAGAAGACGACCGUAUAUGGCGUGGUGUACGUGGACACAAAUCUGGCCUUGCGAGCAUUGGUGGUGGAGGCGUUGACCUGAGUAGGGAUGUGGGUGAUGCAUGGGCUGUUGGGUCGAAAGAGCGAAAACAAACACAAGCCAAAGGAGAGAGGGGUCCAGAUAGUGAACGGCAAAUAUUCGAAAAAGCGUUUCCUGACGACUUUUCCGCCAGCUUUGGAAAAUCAUUUGGGGAUUCAUUUCAGCCUGCUAGAUCCCCUGCGCCCACAGCGCCCUCCUACCCUGCUCCUUCCCCUUCGCCUAAACCCCAGUCAUUCCCUCAGACCCGGGCACCUCCAUCUCCUAAGCCGUCACCAGGUUUGACCCAGAUACAACGGCACCAAUCUACCCGAAAAGCCAAAGACGCUUUUGAGGGCCUCGGGUUUUCCACACAACCUCCACCACAGACACUAGGAGAGGCUCGGAAAAGUCGUACAGGUCUUGCAGGCCUUGGCGUGCCGACGGGCCUCAGUUCCAGUAGUGCAUCAGCCCAAUAUCUCAAUGCGCCUUCCAGGCAGCCUAGUGGCCUCGGGACAGUUAAUACAACUUACCGCCCUCCAAGCGCUCAUGCACCUAUGCCAACACAUUCUCCUCAGCCGGCCCCGCAAUCCCAAAUUCCCUUGUCCAUUGGUGCACAGCCCCAAGUAAGGUCACAGUCAUCGCAACAAGCCAAGUCUUUAACUGCGGAAGAGCGGUUUCCUUCAUUAGAGGAGCUUGAUCGAGACUUUGGAUCGCCGCCCUCAGAUUCAUCAGCUGUAAGAGACAAACUUGCUCAUCUUAAUGUGCAUGCAUCUACGCAGCCACCUUAUACGGAGAAGUUGUCCAAUGGUUCGAGACCACCAUCUAGAGCGAACCAUAUGAGUAACUUACGUGCGACCGGUGUAGAUGGCCUACCUGGUGUUACUGCUUUGUCUAUGAAUGGGGUCGAUAUGGCUAGCGCCACGCAGGGUAGGUACGAUGGUGUGCGAUCGCAAACUGUCACAGGUACCGCAAUGCGAGACUCUCAGCUGGGUGGGGGUUUGGCCAGACACGCGUCAACAUCUGCUCGUCCUCCACCUACGGCAUCUACCAGGGAGAGCCAGCCAAAAAAAGACGGUAAGCAGGACCGGGACAGGAGCCAAGAUGUUAUAGUGGCCCUGAAGAGUAGACCGUCGGCUGCUCGUCGCCACAAGCACUCGCCACCCUCAAACGGCCCCUCGCGCACAAACUCCGCCAAUCUGCUUUCGCCUAGCUCUCCGGAGUCUGCUACACCUUCACUUCCCCCCCGUUCUCAGCCUCGUUCCGAGCCCCGUGACUGGCUCACUGGCGGGGAUGAAGACGAAUUAGCCACGCCUCCGUUACCAUUCAGAGCUGAGCCACAACCCCAGCCUGUACUGCGUGAAUCGCCAAGCAAGCGAGCUUCGAUUAUUGAACGCAGCCCUAUUGUCCUGCAGAAACCACUGGAGGCCGAGAACGUUUUGGAGACAUAUCAUAUACCCAUAACUAGUCUCGAAAAUCGCACAAGAGAAACAAGAGAAAGGGAGCGGAAGAAACUGCAGAGGUCGCCGGAACGGAAGACGAUGGUUCCAAGAACUGGCACGGGUGCCACCACGGUUGGGGCAGGAGGUGCUACUAGCAGGAUGUGGCUUCCACCGGUCGAUACCACAAGUGCUACCCGAACAAUGGGUAAACUUUCUCCGAAUGGUUUGACUGAUAAUUGGAGUCCUAUUGCACCAAUGCCAGAUGCGACCGUGAAGAGCUCGUCUUCUUCAUCUAGUGACGAUGGUCCCGAGGAUUUGCACGGGUAUUCUUCGCGAUGGGAAGGCCAACAUGUGAAAGAGGCUGCUAAGAGCAAUGCUGAGAACAAGCGACGGAGAGCCAGAAGUAAAGGGAGACAAGGCUCUGUCCAUGAUUUGGUGGAUAUAUGGAGUGGAGGCAAAGGUCCCGGCCUAGACAAUGUACAGGAUGAAGGUCAGAAAGCAAGCCACAGACCGACCUCAAAGCAGACCGACAAGCGAGCGUCCGUUAUCACGCCGUCGCCUUCAUUGCGGCCUCCUUCCCUGGCUCCGAAACCUCGGUCGGGAUCACCACAGCCGCUCAUAGACACGUCUUCGUAUUCAAGCAGAAUGCUAUCAUCGCAAGCUCCAUCUCCAUCGAGCCCCCAUCGAAGACAGCCCUCCAACGCUCCUAUUGUUCAACAGCCACCUUCCCCCUCUCUUACACCAGCUCCCACGAUGGGGCGGUCUCGACCGCAAUCCAUGUUUGUUACCUCUCUAUCUAAAUCGUCGGCUGAAUCGAACACAACUUCUUCUAAAGUAGCGGCAUCCGCAGGAUACGGUAUGCUUUCGCCUCCCGCCGACCCAGUUGCCAAACGGACCUCGCGCAGGAGUUCUAUAUCAGACAUGGUACAACGUUUUGAGGCAAUUGGAGGGAAUACGAGGGGACACAACCUUGUUACACUCGUUUCUCCUUCAGCUGUUGCCCCAAAACCUGCCAAUUUGGACUCGAAGACGAAAUCCUUGAGUGGAGAAAACAAUGUAUCGUUGUCUUCACCUUCUGCUGCUGCUGCCCGCUUUCCCAGGCUUUCGCCCACGUCAUCACCCAUAAUGUCUAGAACCAGUAUGUCUGUCCCAGACGACCCAACUCUGGAUCACCCUGUACGCGAUCUUUCUAAGAAUCGCACGUCGCCAUCGGGAAUGCCUCGGAGCUCAUCACCGAUCGGACGAUUAGAUACGUCUUCUGUGGUCAAUGGGCUCCCUUCACGGAGGUCGCCAUUACCGGUCUCACGAUCGUCUGAACCGGAAGCAUCGUCAACACAUACCCAGGAGCGCCUCACCUCACCAUUCCCUCUGCGGAAAGCGACAGCUCCUCCGGAAGAUAUUGCAUCCUCACCUCUGCGCUCGCCCUCGCCGGAGCGGCUAUACCAGGGUGUAUCCAAACUUAUUGACAGGUGGCAACGGGCGGCAGACGACUCAGGAGUGGCCCCGGCUGGAGGUGUUAAACGUGGAUUUCCGGCGCGUCGCAUAGGCGGUGAUGCGGGAAGGGGACGAUGA
This is a messenger RNA of Fibroporia radiculosa, 4314 nucleotides long. RefSeq lists its product as uncharacterized. Gene Ontology annotation, cellular component: cytoplasm. The coding region runs from base 1 to 4314 and encodes 1437 amino acids. The record is from RefSeq and is a predicted model, not a curated record. The transcript is spliced from 4 exons. Gene Ontology annotation, molecular function: protein serine/threonine kinase activity; ATP binding. Lineage: Eukaryota; Fungi; Basidiomycota; Agaricomycetes; Polyporales; Fibroporiaceae. Gene Ontology annotation, biological process: actin cortical patch assembly; protein autophosphorylation; actin filament organization.